CUGUAUCUGUUUUCAUGAUUACACUUGUUGGCAUGCUAUGAGUUUAAUUAACGGUUUGUCAUGAAACGUUUUGUUAUUGAACUGAAUCUGAUUUUACAUUGACGGUUUGUCAUUGAAUGCUUUGCAAGUGAACUGAAUCUGAUUUUGUCAUUGAGUGAUUUGUUAUGUUAAACUGGUUAUCAGGCAUGCUAAAAGUUUUACCCAAGGGCUAUCCAUAUUUACUUACUGAGUUAUCUCAUAGUUUUGCUUGUCCACCAUUUCAGGAAGUGAAACCGAGGACGGGGAAACCACGGGAAGUGACGAGUUAGAAGGCUAGUCAUUUUGUAAAAUUGAACAUAGAUUUAGAAAUAAAUCAUGAUCUUGUAAACUAGAGUGUAUUUGGAGAUUUUAUGAUAUUAAAGGAAAUUUUAAAGA
This is a messenger RNA of Rubroshorea leprosula, 414 nucleotides long. Lineage: Eukaryota; Viridiplantae; Streptophyta; Magnoliopsida; Malvales; Dipterocarpaceae. The record is from the annotation of a GenBank genome assembly.